Molecule: messenger RNA, 1879 nt
Organism: Phlebotomus papatasi
Lineage: Eukaryota; Metazoa; Arthropoda; Insecta; Diptera; Psychodidae
Product: glandular kallikrein-7, submandibular/renal
Exons: 5
Coding region: 421-1599 (392 amino acids)
Biological process (GO): proteolysis
Molecular function (GO): serine-type endopeptidase activity
Source: RefSeq, a predicted model, not a curated record
AUUCCGCUGGGAGUUGUGAUCGUGUGCAGACGAUCGAGUGUGAUCAAAGUGUCGAGGAUCACGGUGAAUUGCAUUUUUAGCUGAGUGCAGGUGCAUUUUGGGGCAAAAAGAUCCAAUGCUGAAGAGUAGUGAUUUGAUGGUGAGACGUGAGUGAAGGUGUUAAGACAUUCUUUCUAGAUGAUCAUGCGAUCGUGACACUAUAAAAAAAUUAUAUGGGUGAUUCAGUGAAAAGAAACCCAAUAAAUGAAUAUAUUUUCACCCCUACAAUGUAUCAUUUUCAAUUAUAAACAUUGUAAGGUUUGAUCUUGGUGCCGAAGUAUAUAUUCUAUCACCUGGAAAAACGAUCGAGUGUGAAUUGAGAAUAAAAGAAAGCUCAGUGUUAUUAAUGAUCUUCCUCAAGUAAUUCGUAGUGACAGGAAAAUGAAUAAUUCCAAUACUCUGCUGUUCUUUUGCUGCUGUUCAUCAUUUCUUAUUCUCAUUGUGCUCAUAAAUUGUACAAAUGCAGGUGAUAAAUUUAAUUCAGACUCUUGUGGUAUUCAACCACUUCGACGUCAGCCAAGAGAUGGUGAAAGUUCUAAGAACAGAUCACAAAAUCGAGCACGAAGGAAAGGGAGGAUCAUUUCGGGGAAUCCAACCGAAGAGGGAGAAUAUCCCUGGCAAGUAUCUCUUGAGCUCCUUCACCCAUCCCUUGGGUUCCUGGGACACUGGUGUGGAGCAGUUCUAGUAGACGCCAAUUGGAUUCUUUCUGCUGCUCAUUGUGUUCACAAUGAUUUGUUCAAUCUCCCACUACCAGCCUUCUGGACAGCUGUUCUCGGCGAGCAUGAUCGCUCGUAUGAGUCUGGCUGGGAGCAGAGAAUACCCAUCGAUAAGAUUGUGAUGCAUAACAAUUACCAGAAUUACCAGCAUGAUCUUGUCCUCAUGCGCCUUUCACGACCCGCCGACAUUCACCAUCCAUCAUUUGUCCGUCCAAUCUGCCUGCCCAGCCACACUGGCGCCAACGCAUACGAUGAAGGCCAGCUGGAUGAUCGUGAUGAUAAUUUUCUCCGGAGACUCUUCAGUCUCUACACAAAGAAACCAUCGCGAAAGUCACAGAAGCGACGAAAUGAUAAAUUCUUCCAAGAUCGACAUAUAACAAAUAGAGAAAAUAACGACCUUUUCUACGGUUUCAAAACAAUAGAUGAUUUCAAUUUAUACCAACAGAAUCCCCUCUAUCAGGAUUGUCGAGUAACAGGAUGGGGGAAAAAGACCAUCGAAGGCGAGUUAACUGACAUCCUUCUUCAAUCUCGAGUUCCUAUUCUUUCUAAUGCCAAAUGUCAACAAGCGUAUGGUGAUCACAUAAAGAUUCACGAGGGUCAUAUUUGUGGAGGAAAGUUGGAAAAGAAAGCAGGUGCUCCUUGUGUUGGUGACUCAGGAGGAGGUUUGCAGUGUCGGGAGGGCCGAUCUGGCCCAUGGAUUCUCGUAGGACUCACCUCUUUCGGAUGGAAUUGUUCCUUGAAGCUUCCAGAUGUCUUUACAAGAAUUUCAUACUACGUUAAAUGGAUUAAUGAUGUAAUUUCCAGUGACUUCCAUGAAGAUCUAUAUUCAGAUUAUUACUUUUGAAAGUGCUCAUAACUUCCUCUCAAAAUUUGUCGAAUUUAGUGAUCAAGUUGCUACAUAAUACUUUAAAAAAAAACAACAACAACCACAUUAAUAGGACUUUAUGAACUCUUAAACACUGAGUUACAAAUAUUAUCUAGUCAGUAAUAAAUUAAAAAUAAAAGAGAGUGUAUCUUACAUCUAAACCACAAUAAGAGGCCUAACAAUGGAACAAAACCUUUAUCCAUUAAAUUGUAUAAAAAAGUUAAAUAUAGUAAGAAAUGUUUUCCCCUGAUAUAACCCA